AUGGAGAGCAGCCAGCAACACUCGGAUCUGCCGACCCAGCUAUUGAUGGCGCUGGGGCAGAUGCUGGAGGGGAUGGCAGCUAUGCAGCGGGACCAGUCAGAGGCAAACCGGCAACUAUUGGGGGCACUCCUGGCCCAGGCAGAGAGGCAGAUGAAAGCCCUGGACCGGCUCGCCGCCCGGACAGCUGCGACUCCACCAAACCCUUCACCCUUGGCGGGGGUGGAGGUCACGAAGAUGACGACGGCAGACAACGUUCAAUCGUUUCUGGAGACGUUUGAGGUGACGGCGGAGGCGUGUGGCUGGCCUGCGGUGGAGUGGGCGGUCCGUCUACUGCCUCUUCUCACCGGGGAGGCGCAGACAGCGGCGCUGUCGCUAUCCCCGGCAGCGCGGCACAAUUACGCGGCCGUGCGUAAAGCCGUCAUCGAUCGGCUGGGACUGACUCCGCAGGACCACCAGCGGAGGUUCCGGGAGGCAACGCUGGGACCCAAGGACCGGCCGUUUACCUAUGCACACCAGCUGAAGGACGCCGCCACCAGAUGGUUGCAGCCCGGGAACUCCGGAGGGGCGCAGGCGGCGGUGGAGAAGGUCGUCAGGGAGCAGUUUGUGGAGGGGCUGCCGACCGGAACAGCAGAGUGGGUCCGCUGUCACGGCCCCACGUCGCUGGAGGCCGCCAUUGCACUGGCGGAGGACCACCUGGCGGUACACCCCGGCGGGCAGGUCGACAGCUCACUGGCUCCGGACAGUCCGACGCGGCCACUGACGCGACCCAUACAGGCCCCAGCAAACACCGGCACCCUUCCCAACCCACAGACCGAUGCGUCGAACAGAGGGCUGGGGGCCGUUUUGUCCCAGCAGGUAGAGGGGUUUGACCGCCCCGUGCUGUACAUCAGCCGCAAGCUGUCGGAGAGGGAGCGCAGGUACAGCACGGUGGAGAAGGAGUGCCUCGCCAUCCGGUGGGCGGUCGACUCCCUGCGCUACUACCUCCUGGGACGCUCAUUCACCCUCUGGUCGGACCACGCCCCGCUCCAAUGGCUCCACCGCAUGAAAGAUACCAACGCCCGAAUCACUCGGUGGUAUCUGGCUUUACAGCCUUUUAAUUUCAAAGUGAUCCAUAGGCCGGGGACACAGAUGGUCGUGGCCGACUUCCUCUCCCGCUCUCAUGGGGGGGAGGGGGAGUAGGUUAGGCCGGAUGUUGCCCCGGCCUAAGUCGGGCGGUGGAGGUAUGUGGCAGGGGGGUGUGUGUAAGCUCGGCUGCAGAGUGGGUGGAGCGGGGGUGUGGUUCAGGGAACGGUGUCUGAUUGUCAUCAGCUGGUCUGAGGACAAUCAGACCAGCUGAUGACAAUCUGUGGGGGUGUA
Molecule: messenger RNA, 1356 nt
Organism: Pseudoliparis swirei
Lineage: Eukaryota; Metazoa; Chordata; Actinopteri; Perciformes; Liparidae
Exons: 2
Coding region: 1-1179 (392 amino acids)
Source: RefSeq, a predicted model, not a curated record